This is a messenger RNA of Schistosoma mattheei, 1221 nucleotides long. NCBI's taxonomy places the organism in Eukaryota, Metazoa, Platyhelminthes, Trematoda, Strigeidida, Schistosomatidae. The record is from the annotation of a GenBank genome assembly.
AGUAAUAAUAAUAAUAAUAAUAUGGGUUCAGAACAAAGUCGUCCAACUAGUAAUAAACAAAAAAAAUCAAGUUUAACUUGGAAUUCACAAACUAUCGUAAAAACAAAUAAAACUUCAAUAAACAAUAUAAAACCAAGAGAAAAUUCUAUAGAUUUAUUGAAUAAUCAAAAUAUAAAUGAUGAUCAUAUAAAUUUACAAAAUAUACCAGAAGAUAAAUCAUUUCGACAAUUAUUUUCUGAUUUAGAAUUGGAUGUUUUAUUUUCUACAUGGCCAUUAUUAUCACAAAAUCCAAUACGUACUGGUUGUUUAAUAUUUAAAAAUGCAUUUGAAAUUCAUCCAAAAUUAUCAACAUUUUUUCCGUUUGGUCAUCUUAGUCCUGAUGUACUUGUGGAUAGUCCAGAUUGUAAAAGACAUUCAGCCAAAGUUAUGAGAGUAAUAAACAUGGCUGUUAAAGCAUUAGAAGGUGAUAGUAAAUCAUUAUAUGAAGAAUUGGCAUUACUUGGAGCAAAACACGCUGCUAUAAAUAAUAUGAAAAUUGAAUAUUUUAAGAUUAUAAAAGAAGCAAUUUUAAUGACAUGGGGACGAUUAAUUUAUGAAGAAUUUACUGAUGAUGUAAGAAAUGCAUGGGGUCAUGUUUUAGAUGAAAUUGUUGGAAUUAUGGGUGUUGGUUGUUUAAUAUUUGAAGAAGAAGAAGAGAAAAUAUUAGAAGAACAAGAGCAAAAUGAUAAUAUUCAAGAAUUUAUUACAUCAUCUAAUGAUUAUCAACAAAAUUAUAAAAAAUAUAAUAAAAAAAGUCGUUUAAGUGUAGCAACUGUUUCUAAAGAAGAAUUAGCACAGAUUUAUCCCAAUUGUAAAUAAACAACUAAAUAAAUAAUAUUGGAUCAAUUAUUUUUAAGAAAAGAAAAAACAAAAAAAAAGAAAGAAAAUCUGAAAUUAGUUCAUUUCACAAAUACUAUUUCUUAUGAAACUAAAUGAGUUAAAACUGAAAACGAGCAAACAAAAUAUUCAUUACUAAGUUUAAUAAAAAAUUUAAUUUUUUUCCUUUUUUUUCCUUUUUUUGUGCGUGUGUGUGUGUGCGUAAACUGUUCAUAUAUUUAAUUGUAUACUGUUUUCAUGUUACUGUCAAGUAUGUAUAUUUCACCUAUAAAUGUAUCUUAUAUUUUACAUUAUUUAUUAGAAAAUAAUUUAAAAAAUUAUACUAUAAUAAUAAUUAACUUGCGU